Amorphotheca resinae ATCC 22711 is the source of this 631-nucleotide messenger RNA. RefSeq lists its product as hypothetical. Bases 144 to 446 code for a protein of 100 amino acids. The transcript has 2 exons. The record is from RefSeq and is a predicted model, not a curated record. Lineage: Eukaryota; Fungi; Ascomycota; Leotiomycetes; Helotiales; Amorphothecaceae.
CCGUGCUGUUCAACCCGAGCAGUUCAAGAUAAUUCCUCCACGACCACACCACGCUCCAUAUUCUACCUACCUAUCUCUACGACAAUCUCUCUCAGACCCCUCCUAUUCCCUCUAUCCAAUCCACAUACAAGCAUACCGUCGAGAUGGACAACGUCAGCAGCAGCCUUGGCUUCUCAGCCUCAUCAGACCCCAAAACAGCUGUCAUGAACCAAGUACGACAAGAAGCCGCCAUGACCAACGCCCGGCAAUUAAUCGAAAAAGUCAACGAGCACUGCUUCGAGAAGUGCGUCCCUAAACCCGGCUCUUCACUGUCGAGCGGCGAGACUACCUGCUUCACUUCCUGCAUGGAGAAGUACAUGGCGGCGUGGAAUACGGUUAGUAGGCAGUACAUCAAUCGGAUACAGCAGGAGUCGUCCAAGGGUGCUGGUGCGGGCGGGAUCUUUUAAGUUGUUGAUUGAUUGAUUGGGCUGGAUGUUGAGAAGAAGCAGACGACGCUGCUGUUCGAUUAGGAGGACGCUUGUACAAUAUGGGGUCGGAACUGUUGGCUUAUCAAAAAGGGGAUUUGAUGGGUUAUAGAUGGAUGACACGGAUUGCAUCGCCAUCGGUUUGCCUGGCAUUUAUUGCGGUAAAG